CUUCAAUUCAAAUUCAACAUCGCUCCUCUGCAUUUUUCAAUCAAUUUAGUAACUUCAUUCAUCUUUGCUGAGAAUGGGCGGUUCGUGAGUUGACGUGUUUGGAUGCGAUAUUGUUUUUAUUUGCGCAGAAGUGUUUUGUCGGUGAUAAUGUGUUCAAUUUGCAUUGUAAAGUUCGUUGGUUUUGUGUGAUUUGUUAACUGUACACGAAUGUGAAAUUUGGGACUUGAAUUAGUGGAAAUUCGCGUCUGGCCACCAUGCCGGGUCUUAUUGGUAUUGGUGAAUUCAUUGAGGAAACUCGAGAGGAUUACAGUUCGCCUACUACUUCUACGUUCGUAUCUCGCAUGCCACAAUGUCGUCAGACCAUCAGUGCUUUGGAAGAGACGUUGGAUUUCGACCGAGAUGGCCUAACGAAGUUGAAAAAGGCGAUAAAAGCAAUACAUAAUUCUGGAAAUGCUCACGUGGACAACGAGAUGUAUCUCUCCCGGGCCCUGGAGCGUCUCGGAGGAAACGCUCUCAGCAAAGAUUCGGAGCCGGACAUCGGAGCCGCAUUCUUCAAAUUCGCUGUUGUCACCAAAGAAUUGUCUGCACUCAUGAAGACAUUGAUGCAAAAUAUAAAUAACAUCGUCAUGUUUCCCGUUGAUAGUCUUCUAAAAGGUGAUCUACGGGGAGUAAAGGGUGACUUGAAGAGACCAUUCGAUAAAGCAUCCAAAGACUAUGAGUCAAAGUACCUGAAAAUUGAAAAGGAAAAGAAAUCCCAGGCGAAGGAGGCUGGUCUCAUCCGAAGUGAGGUGACGCCAGCGGAGAUAGCGGAUGAGAUGGAAAAAGAGAGGAGACUGUUUCAAUUGCAAAUGUGUGAGUACCUGAUAAAGUUCAACGAAAUAAAAACGAAAAAGGGAAUCGAGCUGCUUCAACAUUUAGUGGAGUACUAUCAUGCGCAGACGAACUAUUUCCAAGAUGGCUUGAAAACAAUCGAGCACUUUGGUGUGUACGUCGCAGAUUUAAGUGUACAACUGCAGAAGAUUCGGCAGCAGCAAGACGACGAACGACGGAGGUUAUUAGAGCUCAGAAACAUGCUGCGAGCAGCUGCACCUCAAGACAGAGAGGUAGUGUCAUCUGUCGGUGGCUACUCUCUGCAUCAAAUGCAAGGUGAUAAGCAGCACGGAGUCAGUCGGAGUGGCUACCUGCUCAAGAAGUCCGAAGGCAAGGUGCGCCGAGUUUGGCAGAAACGACGGUGUCGAGUCACUGCUGAAGGUUUCCUGGACAUCUUCCACGCAGACGAGAAUAAAACUCCGGCGAGGGUCAACCUCCUCACAUGCCAAAUUAAAGUAGCGGCUGAAGACAAAAGGGCGUUCGAUCUAGUCUCAUAUAACCGAACGUACCACUUCCAAGCUGAUGAUGAAAAUGAGCAGCGUGCGUGGACAUCAGUGCUGGUUAACUGUAAGGAGGGAGCUUUAAUGAGGGCUUUCCACCAGCAGGCCGGCGAGACCAAUGACUCAGGACACUCGCUACUAGACCUGCAGCGCUCCAUCAUCAGGGCUGUCAGAGCUAUGCCAGGCAACCAAGUGUGCGCGGAUUGUGGCUCUACUAAUGAUCCGACGUGGUUGUCAACAAACUUCGGUAUAAUAGUGUGUAUAGAGUGUUCGGGUAGUCAUCGGGAGUUAGGCGUGCAUAUAUCUCGCAUCCAGUCUCUGACACUGGACCGACUCAGUACGUCGCAACUGUUGCUCGCGCGCCAUAUGGGUAACCAAAUGUUCAACGAGAUUAUGGAGAACACGCUUGAUGAACGAGAUAAACUUACACCUGAAAGUUCCAUGGAGGAACGUCUAAGGUUUAUCCGCGAGAAGUACGUAUACCGAGCGUUUGCCGCGCAGACAUGUUGCGACGCGGCCGAGCGACUGUCGGAGGUGGAGCACGCCGUCAACAACGGACACCUGCAGAACUUGCUGCAGGCCUACGCCGAGGGAGCCGACCUGGCCGCACCACUGCCUGGCUCGGACCUCGGCGAAACAUCACUCCACUUAGCGAUAUCGCGUGAGAUUGGCGAUGGGUCUUCUUUACAUAUAGUCGAUUUUCUAGUCCAAAACGGUGGCUCGCAAUUGUUGGACAAGCCCAACUCUCAGGGCAUGACUGCGCUACACCUGUGCGCCGCCACCGACAGAACUGAACCUAUGAAGUUGUUGCUCAAAGCUGGGGCUGACUCCACUAUUAAGGACGCUACCGGCAGGACUGCCUUGCAAAUAGCUAGGCAAUAUGGACACUUAGGAUGUUUAGAAUUGUUGGAGAAUGUGGAUAAACGAGAGAAGAGCAUAUUUGAGAAUAUCAACAUAGACUGGAACUUAUCACAUGAUGAUGGCUCAACCGACUUUUCUGACGAUGACACUGUAAUUGACGAGAGACAAAAUGGUAGUUUAACGCCAGAGAAGAAGUGUCCGCGAUCUAGGCCUCCGUCGUACGCAGGGGGCGCAGUACUGAGCACCGCGGAGCGCUGCCCCGCGGCGGGAGACUCCCCCGUACUGCGCUCGCGGUCCUCCACCUGCGACUCGCUACACCACGCACCGCCCACACCCACCACACUACCUAGGAAACCCAACGUCUACAACAUGGGCAGCCUGAAGAAGCGCGCGGCGCCGCUGCCGCCGGGCGUGUCGCUGGUGGCGCCGGCGCAGGCACCGCGCGCCUCGCCCUCGCCCUCCGCUGACACCGCGCGCUCCUUGCACGUAUCGGGCGGGGUGGUGAAGGUCCGUCCGGCGCAGCCCCCGCCGACGCCGCCGACCCCGCCGCCCGCGCUACAUAACGGCGCGCACCAUCGCGACGAACCAACCCCGCCACCACGAAAGGAAUGUUCUAGUCAAGACUCGUCGCUGGAGCUGUGUGAUAUGACAGACUCAUGUUUGGACGACAGUCGCUUGCAGUCGGCUCUGUCAUGCGACAGCUCCCGGUCCCGCGAACGAUCGCGGCGGAGUGAUAGUCGCUCGCUCGACGUCUCUGAUACUUCCAGUGUACACUCAAGGUCGCCAUCUGCUUCUAUUACAAUGAUGGGUGGAUUGAGGCGGUGCCGGGCACUGUAUGAUUGCUCAGCAGACAACGAAGAUGAAUUGUCAUUCCGCGAGGGAGAAGUCAUAGUUGUAAUAAACGAACGCACAGAAGACGACAACUGGAUGGAGGGCCAGGUCGAGGGCACUAGUCGACGGGGCAUGUUCCCCGUCUCUUUCGUGCACAUGCUACCCGACUAAUGAUGACAGUGACAAAACGUUUGGCAGCCAUGGAACGUAGGUCAAUACCACCAAUGUUCGUAGAAAACCUAUGUUAAAUGUAUAUCGGUAGUAACCAGGUCAGCAGUCGCAGCAAUGCAAGCUUGACAUUGUAUCCUGCUUAGAGCUGAACCCAACGCCAUAAACUGACAAGUUCAAAUGUUCCAGUCAGUAUGGGGAUCGUAUUCACAUGUCUAUUGAGCUCCGUAUAUAACGGACGCAUUAAAUUCUUAUUAUAUUGUAUAUUCGUCUUUUUAAUAAUAACUUUAAACCAAAAAUUGGUCAUAUAGCUGGGUUGUAUAUGUAGAUGAGUCUGACUGAAGGAUUAUUGUGUUCAAAAUUACUAAAAAACACCAGUGUGAAGCGAUUCUGGAAGUGUUACGAAUUUCAACUAUAAAUACUUUAGUUUGGGUGUCUGGCCUAAGGCUUGAUUUUGUUUUGAUAGCUAUGAGCUUAUUUAUUCUAGUAUUUUACACAGUUCUACAGUCGGCAUUACCACACAAAAUUUUAUGAAAUAGUUACGUUGAAGCUGUUAACUAUUGUUCUAUAGCACUGUUCUACAUUACCAUCACUAGGUUGUUCAGUAUUAUAUGUAUACUACUGUUGAAACAUAUAUUUCAUUGUUAAUAUACACGAAUUUCAUACUCAACAUUUUAACCAUUCCACAUUUGGACAGUCGUCAGAUAUAAUUAUCACACAAUUAAAUAUUAAGAUUGUUAUUGUCUCAAUAACUAAAUAUUCAUGAUAGGAUGAACGUUGGAAACCUAAUAAAGAAGUAGUUAUUGCUUUAGCGUCGGCGUCGCUACGAAUUUAUAACACCAAUAUUGUAAGUUUGUCAGUAGGCCGUCCGUCCUGACGCGGAUUUUUUACUUACUGUAUACUUAAUAACGUUCUUCAUUUCAAAAUUUGUACUGCAUAUUGAUGUAUCAUCUAUAAUUUUGUAUUUUAUAAAUUAUUGGUUAGUAUGAUAUGUCUUUAAAGAAUC
Molecule: messenger RNA, 4236 nt
Organism: Spodoptera exigua (beet armyworm)
Lineage: Eukaryota; Metazoa; Arthropoda; Insecta; Lepidoptera; Noctuidae
Source: the annotation of a GenBank genome assembly